CACUCGUUGCCACGACAGUGUGAGUCGGCACGUGACGCGACGCAACGCGACGCGACGCGCCGCGUCUGUCGAAUCGACGUCGGUUUUUCGAAGAAAAAAAGAGAAAUAAAAAAAGUGCUUUUUACAGAACAAAAAGGAGACGAAUCGAUCUCGCGAGUGUAUCGUUUGCGCCCGAAAAAAAUAUGAGUGUUCGCGAGCGCCGGUCCGGAGUCUAUCUCGCAUCACUCACGAGCGCCUGGUGGACGCGUUAAAAAAAUCGGAGUGCCAAGGCCUCUGGAGGGGGCCUUUGCCGAUUUAACGAGAUAGGAAUUCGUGGCUGGACCCUUCCAGGUCGCGUCGGCAUGGCGAGCAUAGCGGCCGCCGGUCUCGAGGUGCACGAAGCGGGCCGGGCGUUACGCGUGCAAACGGAAACACCGCAUCUCGUCUCCAUGGGAAGCGGUCGACUGUCGACGGCCGUGACUUUACAUCCUUUACCCGAAGGUAAGAUCACGCUUGGAUCAAACCGAGAUGCGGACAUUUUGGUGGCCGGUACCGGCGUCGAACCCGUGCAUUGUGCUAUCGAGAAUAAUAAUGGUGUGGUCACUUUGUAUCCCAUAAAUGGCAACACAUUUGUCGAUGGUGUAUCGAUAAAUUCGCCAGUGAGACUCGCGCAAGGUUGUAUGCUAUCAAUAGGUCGGUCGAACUACAUGCGUUUUAAUCAUCCAGCCGAGGCUAAACACCUACGAUCUGUCUUUCCCCACUCGAGAAUCUCAAUGGCGCCGAUAAGUUUCGCUCUUCCCGAUGGUCAGCCGCAGGAGAAUCAUCACUUGGAGCGAAAGCCGCCAGUUGCACCGCGGAAAUCUCCCAGGAACUCUUGCUCCGACGACGAGAUGGGUUUUCUAAGUAAGCUGACCAAGUUCGAGAUGUUGUCGAAGCAAAACAGAACCAAUUGCGUUUCGCCGAAGGUUUUUCCCGUCGGUGCUCUCACGACGAAUGUACCAGCCGACCAAAUCCUCGGUCAUUCGAGAUCGUCGAGUCUGGUAUCCUUGACGAAAUCUCCGGUGAACGGUUUCACCGUGAACGGUAACGUCGACCCGGCCUCGCAAAACUCGAUCGGUUAUCACGACGAGGCUCGUAAGCGAUCGGACUCGCGUCUCAGUACGCCAACUCGAACGAAUGCAGUCAAUUUGCAGUGCCAAAAUCAUAAUCAGAUUAGGAUGUACGCGGCAGAGACGUACCUGAAAACGUGCAAACCGCAUCAAGAGAAUAACAACAAAAACGCACGAUCGCCGUCUUUUGGGAUGACUUCUCCAAAGAUCGUCACCACUCGAAGCGACGACUUGAUGUCUCGAAGUAUGACUUGUCAGAGCUCGAACGAACUCGAUCAUCUCGUCGACAGAGACUUCGAUAUGAGCCAAAGCCUUAUCGUCACGAAAACGACUACCACAGAGUUUCUGCAACUGGAGAAAUACGGAUCGAAUCCGAGUAUCUGUAACGCUAAAACCAGCGGAGAUGCUAACGUCGGAAUCUUGAGGCCAUCCACCGCUCACGGGUUCGGCUCGAAUCCAAAUGUUAAGCGAAUUCUGCCACCAAGUCCGGCAUUUAAUCGGAAUCCAAGAUAUAGCGAACAAAAGAGAAUAUGCGCGAGGGUCAAGAGUCCUACCCCAAGUGUCGGCAGCAAUUGCUCCCUUGAAGAAUUGCGAGAAAGGCAAGCAGACGCGGAGAAUAAACGCAGGGAGGCGGAGACCAAGCGGAAACAAGCGCAGGAAGAGAGGUUGCGGGAGCAAGAGGUCGAGAGGCAAGAGAAAAUGAGGCUCGAGGAGAUCUUGGCAAUGUGUGCCGAAUACGAAAGACAAAGCACCGUCGAAAAGCCGAGGCAGCCUAAUCGAAUCAUAACAAACGGAUCUCUUCCGCGUGACAAGAGACUUGGCUAUACUUCAUUCGACAGUCCGAAAAGCCCGUCGAAAAAUCAACCGCAUUUCUCCUUCGAUGUUGGCAAGCAAAAUUGGAGUACCUCGUCGUACGAGAACAUAUCUGUGCAAAAUUCUAAAGUCACCUUUCAAAAUGGCAAUUCGCCCGCCAGUCGUAAGGAUCAAUCUGCUCAAGUUGAAAAUCAUUCGUGUGACGUUUCCGUAGGAUCGCUACAUGCAACUACACCGAGUAGUAGUCAAUCGGCGAAGUACUCUAAUGCUCAUAGUACGAAUGGCAGCUACUUUUCAGGCUCAGUUUCUCGUGGCGGCAACUACGAAAACGUUAUCAUCGGCAAUAAUGAUAAAAAGAGCGGCAGUUACACCGGAGGAACGGGGAACUGUAUAAAGGCUGAUGACGAUACCAAAGGCUCGCCGUCCGCGUACGGAACUAUUCGACUGAACGGAGCGAAAAUCGAACCACAACAAGCGACACAUAACGGGAACGCGAGUAUUUACGAAAACAUCGUGUUAUCUCCGACGCGGAAUAACAAUCAGAACCAUUCCAUGCCAAAGAAAAACAGUCAGUUGUCAAAUUCGUGUGAGAUGAUAGAAAACAAACUGGCCAUAUCGAACGACGAUCUUCUUGAGGCGAUCGAGCAAUUGUCGAUGCUCUCGAAAUCCAAAGAAAUCUGCGUGACACCUAAGCGAAACAAUUCUGAAAUCGAUAAUACGAAGUCCAACGAAGCGAAAGCCGACAAAGAGAGAAAACAGCUGGAAGAGGAAGACAGGAAAAAAUACAUAGAAUUUUUGCAGAACGAAAAGUUACACGUUCUUGGCAACAUGGAUGCUUUGAAAAGAAGUGUCGCCGAAAUUGAAAUUCAAGAGGAAGAAAUUAGUAGAGAGCUCGAAUUGGAGAAAGCGCUUUUAUCCGCGGAGUAUGAAUCGGAAUCCCUGAAGCUCACGCAAGAUGAAGGAGAGAGGAUAAAGGUGCAAAUGCGAAUAAAUGAGCUGGAGAGAGAAAUGGCGGAGGAUAAUGCGACUCAUUCGAAUUUGCAAGCUGAAGCGAAACAACGUGUUCAAAAGGCACAACAAGCUUGCGCUCGGUUAGACGAACAAUUGACCAAUUGCACGGAUGAGAUUAUGCAGCUGGAUAUCACGAACGAGUUAGCGACACAACAAGAUAUCUUAGAGAGCGAAAGAAAAGCUUUCGAGGACUUGGAGUUUCAUCAUCUCGAAGAAGAAGCGAGUAAAUUGGCCACGAGAGAAGAGCUACAAAGAUACUUGAGCGACCUCACAAGCAAGAUCGAAGGCAGAAAAUUGCAAUUAACUCAUCUAGAAUCGCAGCGGUCCGAGGCAAAGAACACGGCGACCAAAGAGGCUAGAAGUCUUGAGAGACAAAAAUUGGGACACUUGAAGCGAUUAGAAGAAGCUCGAAAUCGAGUACAAGAGAUAAAUGAAGAACUCGGCUAUCUGGCCCAAAACUCUGCUGAAUAUUCCGAAGAAAAACGGUCACCGAGUAGAGAAGACUUUGACAGAAUCUCCAGAGUGACCAACGAUUCUCCUAUCGUAAACAAUCAAGGCAGCUUAGGAAGAAAGACAAUCGAAUCGCUGAAAGAAAUCGAGAGAAAUCGGCAACUGCACUUAGCUAAACAAGGGAGUCAAGUAAUCUCGGAAGAGAGACGUAGAGUCGAAGAAUUGAAAAGACGAGUACAGGAUGAAGUCCGUUCGCAGUGGGAAGAGAGAAAAAUGAACUGUGCGUCUUUUAACAGCGUUGAAUCUGGCGAAGAAUCUUCCAGUUAUUCCACUGGACCAACAGAAAGUGGUAGCGGAAGCACUGACGGUGCGGAAGGUGGAAACAGCGAAAAAUUAUCUCCUAGCAAACUUUCGGAACUUACUUCAUCCAGUCCGGGACCGUCGAAUAAUUCUUAUAGUUUACUUCAAAAUGACAACAUGAGAGACGACAGGCGAACAUCGAUGGAAGGUGAGAGGCUUAGUGACAAUAGUGGUGGUGGUGGUGGUGGCGGUGGUGGUGGCGGAAUUAUCGACGGAAAUGGAAGCCGCCCCCUUUCUCAGACAUCUAGCGAGAUGGAUACCCUUGGACCAUUGCAAUCUGUCAAACAUCGCGAAAAGGCAAAACUUCAGAGGCCACUCACGAGGUACCUCCCGAUCAAAUCUGAAUCCCUGGAUCUACGGCAUCACAUAGAAACUGCCGGGCAUCAGUUACCUCUGAUUUAUGAUGUUACGGUCGAUACAACAAGUUGCAGUGGUUAUUUAUCAAAGAUGAGCAAAAAGUUUCAUCACUGGAACAAGCGAUGGUUCGUUUUUGAUCGCAGGCGGAAGACAUUAUCUUACUACAGCGAUAACACGUCCAGGAAGGCUCGCGGUGUGAUUUACUUCCAGUCGAUCGAGGAAGUCUAUGUGGACCACAUGAACACCGUCCGAUCGCCACAACCGUCCCUCACCUUUAUCGUCAAGACUACGUCAAGACUUUACCAUCUCAUGGCACCCAGCCCGGAAGCUAUGCGUGUUUGGGUGGACGUUGUGUUUACCGGAGCAGAAGGAUAUCACGAGUUUGACCACGGCGUUUGAUCGAUACCUAUUUAUAAAGCAAAUUUCCACGAGAGAAUCGAAUUUUCUAUCUUGACGUAACACGAGAAUAUAGUGAUUUCUGGUCUUUAAUAAUUAUAACGAGAGAUUAUUUCAUAAGAAACUGUGCCUAAAAUCAGAACAAUUCUUAACUAAAAAUAAAUGAAUAAUGCAUAAAGUAAAUAAGAUAUAAAUUAGAAAUACCACAUUGACAUUUUUUACAAUUAAUGUGUUCUGGAAAUGUUUAAUGAUUGUACGUUAUUUUAUAAUAGAAAAUUUCUCCAUACAUUAGAUAAUAUACCUUAUUAGAAAGCAUUUCAAUGUAUGGAAAUGUGAGAACGAUAACUUCAGAAAAUAGAAACAAACGCGAAGAUUGAACUGCUGCUAAAAAAUAAACGAGACAGCUAAACGUAGAUUAAAAAAUGUGUAAGGUAUUUAAAUAACAAAAAUAAGAGAUACUUUAAUUGAAUAUUAUGAAUUUAAAACGUAAUUACUAAACUUUACAUAAUUUUAUUAAUGCAAUGAUAUAAAUUCAGACUACUUUUUGUAGUUUCGCUAGUACUUUUGAGCAGUUUCUUUUUUUUAAACUCGAAGUAAUUUUUUUCCAAGAAUGCCAUAUGCUUGUUCACAAUAGUGAAAGGACUUCGCAAGAAGUCACAGAUAUCACCAUAAAUCAUUAUGUUCAUUUUAAUUUAGAAACAAGAUAAGAUUGAUUUCACAGAAUGAGGUCCUUUGAUUCAUUUCUCUUCUGCAGAAAAAUAAUGGAAUCUAGUAAAUGCAAGACAUACGAAAAAUUAUUUCAAUUGUUUCAGUAUUUGAAGUGUGAUUGAAGAUUUAAAAUGAUUCAUGAUAAUAAUAAUAUAUAUAUAAUAUUAUAUAAUAAUGUACAUAAUA
Messenger RNA from Temnothorax curvispinosus, 5369 nucleotides. Its product is annotated as pleckstrin homology-like domain family B member 1. NCBI's taxonomy places the organism in Eukaryota, Metazoa, Arthropoda, Insecta, Hymenoptera, Formicidae. Gene Ontology annotation, molecular function: protein binding. The coding region runs from base 342 to 4478 and encodes 1378 amino acids. The transcript has 13 exons. The record is from RefSeq and is a predicted model, not a curated record.